AUGUCACCUUAUCCUCAUCGCCCCAACAAACCAUUGGAAGCAGAAGCAGCAGCAGCAGCAGCGGCGAUGGAGGCUCUUCUCAUAAACCCAUCUCUCUCUCGCUUAAAGUCCCUCCGCCUUCCCUUUCCCCUUCCUCUUUCCUCCCUCACUCCGGCCCCCAUCUCCUUCCUCCCCCUCCAUCGCCCCCACCGCCUCCGCCUCUACGCCUCCCAGGACCACUCGCCCCUUUCUGUGCAGCCUCUGGACCAGCGUGACGAAGAGGACUACGGCGAGGUCAACCGGAUCGUCGGCAGCCGCACCGUCCGCUUUCCCCUCUUCGAGGACGAUGGCUCCGUCUCCACCCAAACCGCUGUCGAGUAUCUCAUCGAGUGGAAGGACGGCCACGAUCCUUCCUGGGUUCCCUCCUCUGCCGUCGCCGCUGACGUGGUCGCCGAGUACGAAAACCCCUGGUGGACCGCCGCCAAGAAGGCCGACACCGCGGCCCUUUCCUCCCUCCUCUCCGACCCCGGCUCCUCGCGGGACCCUGACGCCGAGGAUUCCGACGGCCGCACCGCGCUUCACUUCGUGGCGGGCCUGGGGUCGGAAGAGUGCAUCCGCUUGCUCGCGGAGGCCGGGGCCGACGUGAACCGGGCGGAGCGUGCCGGCGGGGGAUUGACCCCGCUCCACAUCGCGGCUGGUUACGGGCAGCCUGGAGCGGUGCGGGCGCUGCUGCUGGCGGGAGCAGAUCCAGAGGCGUUAGACGGGAAGGGGAGGACCCCGCUGGAGCUGGCGCGGGAGGUUCUCGCGGCGACUCCGCCUGCGGCGAUCGGGCGGCGAGUGGGGCUGGAAGCGGCAGCGACGGAAGUGGAGGCGGCGGUGUACGAGUGGGCGGAGGUGGGCAGGAUCAUCGAAGGGCGGGGGAAGGGCAAGCGCAGAGAGUACCUAGUAGAGUGGAGAGACGGCGGCGAGAGGGAGUGGGUCCGGGCGGCAUUGGUUGCGGAGGACUUGGUUGCGGACUACGAGGCGGGGCUGGAAUACGGGGUAGCGGAGGCGGUGGUAGGGCGGCGGAAGGCUACGGAGGGGGAAGGGUGGGAGUACCUGGUGAAAUGGAUCGACAUGGAGGAGGAAACAUGGGAGCCGGAGGAAAACGUCAACCGGGAUCUGAUAGAGGAGUUCCAUCGGAAGCAAGAAAAACCCGCAAUAGCGGAGGUGAGCGAUGAGGACGGCGGCGGCGCGAGCAAGGAGGAGAGCGCUGUGAUCGGGUGAGGUAGGCAGGUGCGUGGUUGUUUUUUUUUGCGAGUUGUCUCGUUAGUCUACUUUAUCGCCUGAAAAUACUAAUCUCCUAUUCUGAUUCAAUCUUUCCUUAAAUUUUCAUAAUAAGGAGGUUUUUCUGCCAUCAUGUAUCUCUAAAAUUAUCACUGAAAUUGAGUGUCUUACCGAACUCAUGGGUCA
This is a messenger RNA of Zingiber officinale, 1431 nucleotides long. RefSeq names its product probable signal recognition particle 43 kDa protein, chloroplastic. Bases 1 to 1245 code for a protein of 414 amino acids. Gene Ontology annotation, cellular component: cytoplasm; nucleus. The record is from RefSeq and is a predicted model, not a curated record. Gene Ontology annotation, molecular function: protein binding. The transcript has a single exon. NCBI's taxonomy places the organism in Eukaryota, Viridiplantae, Streptophyta, Magnoliopsida, Zingiberales, Zingiberaceae.